Messenger RNA from Pteronotus mesoamericanus, 2106 nucleotides. It is a transcript of the gene NXPH1, whose product is annotated as neurexophilin 1. The record is from RefSeq and is a predicted model, not a curated record. Bases 231 to 1046 code for a protein of 271 amino acids. NCBI's taxonomy places the organism in Eukaryota, Metazoa, Chordata, Mammalia, Chiroptera, Mormoopidae. Gene Ontology annotation, molecular function: signaling receptor binding. The transcript has 3 exons.
GGAGACGAAGCGCCAGGGAGGGCAUGUCCGGGGCGCCGGAGACGCCAGGCCCGAGUAGCUCCUCCAUGGAGCCUGUCCAGAGCGGUCCUUGCUCACCGGAUUCGCCCCCAGCCCAGUGUGGCUGCUGAGAGCGCUCCUUGCUCUGUAAAGUGGAUGUCAGGUGGAUCUAUGUUUUUGAAGGAACAAAGACUCAGCGAAGGCACCGCCGAGGAAGUUUGAGACGCGGGAGGAUGCAGGCUGCGUGCUGGUGCGUGGUUCUCCUCCUGCAGCCCACAGUCUACUUGGUCACAUGUGCCAAUUUAACAAAUGGUGGAAAGUCAGAACUUCUAAAAUCAGGAAGCAGCAAAUCCACACUAAAGCACAUAUGGACAGAAAGCAGCAAAGACUUGUCUAUCAGCCGACUCCUGUCACAGACUUUUCGUGGCAAAGAAAAUGAUACAGAUUUAGACCUGCGAUAUGACACCCCAGAACCUUAUUCUGAGCAAGACCUCUGGGACUGGCUGAGGAACUCCACAGACCUUCAAGAACCUCGGCCCAGGGCCAAGCGAAGGCCCAUUGUUAAGACGGGCAAGUUUAAGAAAAUGUUUGGAUGGGGUGAUUUUCAUUCCAACAUCAAAACAGUGAAGCUGAACCUGUUGAUAACUGGGAAAAUUGUAGAUCAUGGCAAUGGGACGUUUAGUGUUUACUUCAGACAUAAUUCCACUGGUCAAGGGAAUGUAUCUGUCAGCUUGGUGCCCCCGACAAAAAUAGUGGAAUUCGACUUGGCACAACAAACCGUGAUUGAUGCCAAAGAUUCCAAGUCCUUUAACUGUCGCAUUGAAUAUGAAAAGGUUGACAAGGCUACCAAGAACACACUCUGCAAUUAUGAUCCUUCAAAAACCUGUUACCAGGAGCAGACCCAAAGUCAUGUAUCCUGGCUCUGCUCCAAGCCCUUCAAGGUGAUCUGUAUUUACAUUUCUUUUUAUAGUACAGAUUAUAAACUAGUACAGAAAGUGUGCCCUGACUACAACUACCACAGCGACACACCUUACUUCCCCUCUGGAUGAGGAUGAACAUGAGUUUGAGACUGAAGCCUGAGGAAUUAUAGGUCAUAUGACAGGGCCGUUACCUCAAAGAAGAAGGUCACAUCUGUUGCCUGGAAUGUGUCUACACUGCUGCUCUUGUCAACUGGCUGCAAAUAUGCUAGUGGAAAACAAUCAGAUGUAACUCUGCCCAGUCAGCUCCAUCUCUCAGUAUAGUUGUAAAUCACCAGAUUUUAAAGCCACACUCAAAGACAUGCUUUCACACAUAGAUGUACACGAACACACACUUUUACACAUUUCAGCUUGCAUCUGUCAUGAUUCCUGUCGAGAGGGCUUUCAUUGUCUGACUCACAAUGGUUCAGGAUGAAAUAUCAUCAAGCGAAAGGAUUAACUAGACAGUGAAUGGUUUCUAACAUUUGCUGUUGUGGAAAUCUCUUUUGAAGUCUUGAGUACAUGCUAAUCAAUAGUCCCCACUCAUGCAUUCCUACUGCUUGGAGUAGCUGUGCUGGUAAAUACUACUGUAGGAGUAUAUGCUUGUUAACAUGGAAACAAUAUGUCUUUAGAGCUCAGUAUCCUUUAUUUUAUGAACAACAACAAAGUGUAGUAACUUUUUCCAGCAUACGGUAGGCACAUUCAAGGUGAUAAAAGAUGGCUCUUUUUUCUAUGGAGGGAGCCUGUUCUCAGUAAAGAUGAGCAAACAUUUGGAAUUUACACGUGGGCAGACACUGGAUUAUGGCGUUCAUCACCAACCUUUGGACUUCUGCAAAGUUGAGACCAACAGAAGCCGCUCAAAACAAGUUCUGAUCAUUAUGUAAGAAGGGAAAUGCCUGACAGACACCAUGUAAGUUGUAAGUGUCUGUCUUAUCUUUACUACACAUAUUGUAACAAAUUCAAUACCCUAGUCUUCAUUUGUAUGAAUGGUUUGUAUUGUACAUAGUUUAACCAAGUGUUAUUUGAGCUGCUUAUUAAUAUUAACUUGUACUUGUCUCUCUGCUUGUUAUUGGUUAAAAAAGAAAAAAAGGAUAUGAGGAAUCCAUUUUAUCAAUGUAGCUGUGAAUUCCAUUAAAAAAAGAAACUUGAUGUA